AUUUUGCCAGCUUUCAACUCAUGUUCAUAAAAAUUUUUUGUUCAUAAAUCACCGCAAGUGAUGGCUUCGUAUGUGGAAAAAAAUUUGUCAGUGGGUAUCGAUCUUGGAACUACCUACUCAGUGGUUGGAGUCUUCCAGAACGGCGUUAUUGACAUUAUUGCAAACGACGAGGGAAAUCGUACAACCCCUAGUUAUGUGGCUUUUACAGAUACUGAGCGCCUUAUCGGAGACAGCGCUAAAGGCCAGGCCGCUAUGAAUCCCACAAAUACGGUCUACGGAAUCAAAAGGUUGAUCGGACGAAAAUUUGACGAUGCCACUGUGCAACAGGACAUGAGAAGCUGGCCAUUUGAAGUUAUCAAUGAUAAAGGAAAACCAAAGGUCAAAGUUAAAUACAAAGGAGAAACAAAAUUGUUUUUCCCGGAGGAAAUAUCUGCCAUGGUUCUGACGAAAAUGAAAGAAACUGCUGAAGCAUAUCUCGGGUGUCAUGUAUCAAAAGCGGUCGUCACCGUACCAGCGUAUUUCAAUGACUCUCAAAGACAAGCCACGAAGGACGCAGGAACCAUUGCAGGUUUGGAUGUUCAACGAAUUAUAAACGAGCCCACUGCAGCCGCUGUUGCAUAUGGCUUAGACAAGAAGAGCCAAAACGACCGCUAUGUGCUGAUUUUUGAUUUCGGUGGUGGCACCUUCGACGUGUCCAUAUUGCAGAUUUCCGCAGGCAUAUUCGAGGUGCAAGCAACCGCAGGAGACACCCAUCUAGGAGGUGAAGAUAUUGACAAUCGGCUAGUACACUAUUUCAAGGAAGAGUACAAAAAGAAGUUCAAAUCGGAUCUGUCCGGAAAUAAACGGGCUCUGCGAAGGCUCCAGACAGCUUGCGAAAGGGCGAAGCGAACCCUGUCCACAUCGACGCAAGCAUCAAUAGAAAUCGAUUCUCUAGCCGAUGGGAAUGAUUUUUACUCCAACAUUACCAGAGCUAAGUUUGAAGAAAUCAAUUCGGAUAUUUUCUCAUCCACGCUUGCUCCUGUUGAGAAGGCGCUGAGAGAUGCUCGACUGAGAAAGGACCAGAUUAACGAUGUGGUGCUAGUUGGUGGAUCAACAAGAAUCCCGAAAAUUCAAGCGCUGCUCCAGGGCAUGUUCGAAGGAAAGGAGCUGAAUAAGUCGAUCAAUCCAGACGAAGCCGUAGCGUACGGAGCGGCUGUUCAAGCUGCCAUAUUGGCUGGCGAUACUCAUGGCACAGUCAAAGAUCUUCUUCUACUUGAUGUUACACCCUUGUCGUUGGGGAUUGAAACCGCCGGAGGUGUGAUGACUGUGCUUAUAAAGAGAAACACUACGAUACCGGUCAAACAUACUCAAACAUUUUCCACGUAUGCGAAUAAUCAACCAGGAGUGCUCAUUCAGGUGUUUGAAGGCGAGCGUGGUAUGACCAAAGACAACAACUUGCUAGGAAGUUUUGACUUGAAUGGUAUACCACCAGCUCCUAGGGGCAUUCCCCAAAUUGAAGUUACAUUCGAUAUAGAUGCAAAUGGAAUUCUAACGGUAAACGCAAAAGAACAUGCAACGGGCAAAGAAAGCAAUAUAACGAUCACAAAUGACAAAGGUCGAUUGAGCAAGCAACAAAUCGAAAAUAUGGUCAAUGAGGCCGAAAAAUUUAAAGAACAAGAUCGAGAAGUGCGAGCAGCGGUGGCCGCUAGAAACGAAUUGGAAUCCUACAUUUACCAGAUGAGAUCUUUGUUGAAUGAUUCGAUGGUCUCGAACAAAAUUGGUGCAUCAGAGAAAACUGAAAUUGCAAAAGUGUGUAAUGAGGUGGAUGACUGGCUGCGGAGCAAUUCUAAGGCUUCUGAGCGCGAGUAUGCAGAGAAAAGAGACGAAAUUGAAAGAAUUUGCAAACCGGUUAUAACGAGAAUAUAUUCAGGACAACCUGUGCCACAGAGGGAAUUUCCUGCAAAUUCAAACGACGAAGGUCCUAUUAUUGAAGAAGCGGAUUGAAAAUUAAAAUGUAUUAAUUCCGCAACGUUGUUAAACGGAGACCAUUUUUACAUAUGAAAUUCAAUAAAAGCUGGGUUGAAAUCGA
Dendroctonus ponderosae (mountain pine beetle) is the source of this 2068-nucleotide messenger RNA. RefSeq names its product heat shock 70 kDa protein cognate 4. Gene Ontology annotation, molecular function: ATP-dependent protein folding chaperone; heat shock protein binding; ATP hydrolysis activity. The transcript has 8 exons. Bases 61 to 1983 code for a protein of 640 amino acids. Gene Ontology annotation, cellular component: plasma membrane; nucleus; cytosol. NCBI's taxonomy places the organism in Eukaryota, Metazoa, Arthropoda, Insecta, Coleoptera, Curculionidae. Gene Ontology annotation, biological process: protein refolding; cellular response to unfolded protein; vesicle-mediated transport. The record is from RefSeq and is a predicted model, not a curated record.